AUGGAGGAGGGCCACCUCAGUGUGAGAAUAGUGGUGGUCAAUUACCACAUGACAACCCCAACUCUUAAUUUGGAUCCAACAUACAGCAGUUUCAGAGGAUCAGGAAUUCACAAGGUUCCUGUGAUUCGCAUUUUUGGAUCCACCCCCAAUGGUCAGAAGACAUGCCUACACAUACAUGGCAUAUUCCCAUACUUUUAUGUCCCUUAUGAUGGAAGCAUUUCACCAGAAAGAGUAUGUCACAUCUUAGCAGCUAGCCUUGACAAGGCCCUCAAUCUGGCAAUGGGUCAACCAGAGAGCUCAACACAGCAACAUGUCUACAAAGUUGUGAUGGUAUCUGGUUUACCCUUCUAUGGCUAUCAUCGGCGUGAGUGUCAGUUUCUGAAGGUGUUCUUCUACAACCCACUCAUCAUAAAGAAGGCAGCAGAUCUUCUCCUCAGUGGAUGCAUAAUGGGUCAGUCCCUUCAACCUCAUGAGACCCACAUCCCAUUCAUCCUCCAGUUCCUCAUGGACUUCAAGCUAUAUGGAAUGAACUUGAUAAAAUGCAAGAAUGUCAAGUUUCGCCGCAAGACAUUUGAUUUGAAAGAACUCACUGGGAUCAAAGAUCAGAGCAGUGUUUCCUUCAUGGGGAAUGCUAGCAGCUUCCCUUCUUUGCAGUCUUCAUCUCAUUCCUCCAGGGGAUCUCAGUGCCCUUUCUAUGACCCAGGGUCAUUGCCAGAGUCCCUCCUGUUACCUGAGUCAGUACCACGUACUUCCACCUCUACUUUGGAAGCUGAUGUCCGGGCAUCUGACAUACUCAAUCCAGCAGAUGCUUCCAGGCUGAAAGGGCAGAAUCCAGGGAUAGUGGAGAUCUGGCAUGAGGAGCGUGAGAGGCGAGGAGACAUGGGAUUUGGCAAAGAGAAUACUUUGACCCCACCCUCAUCUCCAGAUCGCAAGGAGCAUCCUCCCACUGACAGCCACUUAUUCUAUGAAUCACGUCUCUUGAAACGACUGUCUGAACCCAGCUCUGCUCAGGGGAUGGCGAGCCCAAAAGAAAGGGGUUUACUGAAUGUGACACUAGCCCGGGAGAUCAACUCUGAAGAAUCAGGAAGAUUCCCACCUGCAAGUCUUCUGUCAUUGGAUGACAUUGAGAGGAGGGAAGAACCUUCCUCAUGGAUUUAUGACACCCAGGUGGAUGAGGAACUUGUCCUCAGUCUUAGUCAGCACACACCUAAUGUCUUCAGUCAGACUCUAAAUGAGGAGGACAAAGAGUUGGUGGACAUUUUGAUGGGUCUCUCCAAUGAUGGUGGAUAUGAAGAUGGAGACAGACAGGAUCCAGAGGCUGAAGAUGAUGAUACCUUUGAGAUGACACAUUGGAUCUGGCAGCAAGAAGAGGGUGAAUUAAAUGAGCAGACUGAUGAUGGAGGAGAUGAGGAAAUUAUUGAUUGUGCAGAGGAGGGAGGUAAGGUGAUGAAUGACAGAAAAAUUGUGGGGGGAAAAAAGCCAGGUGGGGAAAAUAUUGAAAGAGAACAGGAACUAUAUGAAGAAAAGGUUAAGGAAGAGCAAGAAGAAAAUGGAAUCAUAGAACAGGGAGAUCCUCGAUUGUUAGUUCAAGUUUUGCAAAAGGUGCAAGAAGCAGAUGAUAGCUCUGAGGAGUCUUCAUCUGUGGAUAACUAUGACAAAAUGGGUCACACUGAGGAAAGUGAGGAUUCCCUCAUAUUGAGGGGCCAUGGAUUUGACAAAACCCUCAGAAGAAAAGGUGAAGAAUUGGAUAAAGUUCAGAAGGCUAAGGAAAUCCAGGAGAGAGGAAAUAAUAUCUUGGAGGUAGAUGUAGAGGAUUUGGAUGAAGAAAAGAUCAAGGGAGAGCAAGAGAAAGAAGAACUCUUUGGAGAAAGCAUUGCACAAGCAGUGCAGCAAGAAAUUGUUGGUAGUCCCUUUGGAAAGAAAGAGCUUAAAAGCCUUGAGAAGCCUCAAGGUAUGAGCAAAUAUGAUGAAAUAGGGCACAAAGAAGGAAAUGAAGGUGAUCUCAUUGCAAAAACCCUGCUAGUUGACAAAGCCAGUGGAAGAGAAGGCAAUGAAGCCCUGGAAGAUAUUGACAGGGAAGCAAAAGAGACCAUUUGCACAGAAAUAGCAUACAGACAUUCUUUCAAAGGGCAGAAUGACUUGGAGGAUCUAAUGGAAGAGUUGGGAAGCAUUGAUAGUGAUGCAGACUUAGACAAAUCCAAGGAAAUGAGUCAGGAAGAUGGAAGCAGCUCAGGUGCUGUGGAUGAAGAAUAUCAUCUUACUCCAGGUCAGCGAUGCCAGGAUGACCACAUCUGUCCUGCUCUGAGUCAGCAAUAUCAAAAUGAUCAAGAUGCUCUCAAGGUGGAGGGCCAGGCAGAUGACAAAAGUGAUCCAAGAGAAGAUGAUGAAGACUCUGAACUUGAGAGGAAAGCAAAAACCACCAAGGAUGAUGAAACAGGUGCCUUGGAGGCAGAUCUUGGAGGAUCUUUGAUGGAGAAAGAGCAGGAGAAUCAACUAGUGCAUCAGAAACUUGGAGUUAAAAAAUACGUGGAGAAUCAAAUGGAUGAAACUGUGAACUUUGAAGAUGGUGCUAACAUGAACAAAUGUGAAAAGCUGAACCAAGAGGAGAACAGUAAAGGCUUGGGAGAUGCCAUGGAUGAAGAAGACACUCUCACCCCAGGUCAGCAACGCCAAGAUGACCAAGACAGUGGACAAGAAAGUGAAGAAGGUGACAUGGACCAGAGUGGAGGUAGGAAUAGUUAUACCCUGACAGAAGAGACAGGUUCCAUCAUUGGAAGAUCAUAUGCUGAGCAGUUCAUAGAAGAUGUGAGUGGGGAUGAGCCAGAGGACAGUGUGACCACCAUAGAAGAAUGUCAUGAGGACGAAGAGGAGGCUAUGAUUGAUUCCCUCAUCGAAGAUGGUAGUGAUGACAAGCAAGGUCAUUGUGAUGAUCGAAGCAGAUCAAAUGAUCUAUCCACUCAGGAGAUGGAGGACUUCCUACAAGGAUCUUUCCCAAUCCCACCAACUGACAAUCAGUCUAGCCUCCCUCAGUUGGAUGGACCUAUUGAGGAAUCUAACAUUUCAAACCCAACUUCUCAUGGAGAAUUCCAAUAUAGUAUUUCCCUGAUGGGAGAACCAAGCACCACCCCUGGUUGUGUGAAAAAUCAUGGGAAGAAUGACACUGUUAUGGAUGUGGAUUUCCAGGAGGAUAGCAUACAUGACAUUGCAAUGUUGGAACCUGAAGUGGAGAUUGGAACCCUGGAUUCUAUUUUUGAGGUACCCAACAUCCCAGUUGUGACAGUUGAGGACACCCUCCCAACUGUAGCUGUAAUGGCAACAGGAACCUUUAUGACAAAGGCUGCUAGGAAACUGAUGCCAACCAUUCAGACUAAAGCAGCUCUCAAGGUUGGAUUGAAUCAUUCUGGAAUUCCAAAGGUAAACAGGAACAGUUCAUGUCUUUGGACACCUCAGCAGGAGGAAGCAGCUCGGUGUGCCUUGGGCCUUAAACACUGUGAGGUACAACUUGAUCCAAUGGAGCUUCCAAGUGCACAAGACUCUAAUCCACUCAGAAACCAUCCUUCACCAUCAACAUCAAGCAAGGCAUUAACAGUUGAUAAAAAGUAUGUGAAUGUAACACUGAAGACCAACAAUCCCAGAGCAAUAGCCAAAAAAUCAAAAGUUUCUCAAGGCAAGACAAAAAUGUCAAAGCAUUCUAAAUCGAAGGACAGACAGUCAAAACCCUCCACUUCAUCAAAAGCAGCAGAUGGCAUGGAUGACAUACAUCCUGUGGAAGCAUCCCGUUCCAGGAGGGCAUAUGUUCCUGCUUUUGGUGAUCUUGAUCAGGCAUUGGAAGAGGCAACCUUUGGCCUCAUCAAGGACCUAACCAACCAUGCAAAAGGGAGCACUCACCAAAAGGCAGAAAGAUUGACUGUUGAUGCAGUACCUGUGGUGAAGCUGCAUCGCUUGUCUGCAGAUGAACCAUGUCUAAAAUAUGUGCGGUUGAGUCCUGAUGAUCUGAAAGUCAUCAGUGAGCAUAGGCCACAAAGGAGCUCCACUGCAAGAUCUAAGACAAGGUGCUUGUCUCCAGUCAUUGAAGCUUACUCUGCUCGUGCCAAUGGUGAUCAUGAAACUGAAUGUGAAAAUGCCUUGAUGUACCUCUCAUUCCCAAGUCCUAGGCACAAUGAAGAUGGUUUAUCCCUGCCUUGCCCCAUGUCUCUUUCUGAAAGCCCCUCAGAGAACAGGCUGCAACAAGCUCUUGAAGUCAGUCACAAAAUAACAGCCAUUACUGCUGCAACUGCUGCUGUCACUGAGGGAACUUCUCUCAUAAGUACCCACAGUUCUCAGCAGGAGUCUGUGAACCCCAUAGUGGCCAAAAAAUUUGAUUUCCCACCAGAAUCUUCCUGUAGGCAAACAAGAACCUCCUUUUCUCCUGAUGUUGGUUCUUCUGCCUCUCAUGUGGUCACAAGAAGUAGCAAUAAAAGGGCAUCUGAGAGACAAGCCCUGAAGAGAGAACUGAAGGCAAAUGAAAAAAGAGAAACCAGGCAGACAACAAAAAACCAAUAUGAAGCUAAAAUGAAUCUUCAGACUUUUUCCUUACCAGAGACAUCCUCUCGAAUGACUACAUGCCUUUCAGGAGAUCAACAUGUGAUGGGAACUAUUUCAUCUUCACACAGAGCCAAAGCAACCAAAUUGCUUGAAGAGUCUCCAUCAUCAUUCUCUGUUGAAGAAUGCAAAGCAUUGGAUAAGGAAUUUGCUACAGGAAAAGAAACCCCCUCUUUAAAAGUUAUCAGCAAACUCUCCCCACUAAAAAGUGAUCAUUCUCAGAAGAUAAGAGCUCAGACCUUGAGAAAAUCACAGAGUGACACCCAUCUGACAUUAACAAAACAAGCUUCAUCAUCAAAAGUGGUGAGCAAGAAGGUGGGCAACUCUCAGAUCAAGGGAACCAAGAAUUUUGGAAAAUCCAAGACUGAAACCCAGACUCUAAAGCAAACAAUAAUAAAGGGAGCAACUCCAGAUGAAUCUACCACCCCAUCAUGCCCAAUGAGGACACGCCAGCGCACAACUGAAGCUAAGACUGAAUUCAUGGGAAGAUUGAGCCUAGAACACAGUGGUUCAGACAGACGACGCUCCCUCAACUCUCCUAGAAAUGAGACUCCAUUGAAAAGAAGUAGGCACGAAUCCUUGGACCUUCGAGAGUGCAGUGUGAUGUUGGAACCAUUGUCUCAAGAGGAGCUACAUUCUUAUCUUCCCCCUCUCAUCUCCUUAACAUUUGAUGUUAUUCCACCAUCUUUCAAAGAUGUUAUUGCCACUUUGAAAAACUAUGACAUCCCUGAGGCUAGAAAUGUCAUGCCAUACUUCAGUGAUCCAUCUGAUGCCCCAGCGGAAGCUAAAGUGGUUGGACAGACUGUUUUACGAGUUCCAACAUCAGCAAUCUCAGAGUUGCCAUCAUUUCAAGGUGAUUCAAAGUUUGAUGGAGAGCUACAGUGUUGGAAAGCACAUGCUUUGGCUGAAUCAGACCUAGCAAACAGCAGCAUUAUACAGGACAUUCAACAAGAGGUGGGAAAUGCAGGAUCAUUGGAAAUGCUUUUCACCACAGGAGGAGACACAUGGCUCACCCUUGCUGAAAACCCUCCUGACCCAGUCUCCUUCUUGCCAUGUGCAUUUCAUUUUAUUGAAGAAAUCAUCCAUGAUAUCAUGGACAAUGUUUUUGGAACUGACCACCAAGAAGAGACAGUGUCUGUGUCAUCCAGCAUUGAUUUGUUUGCUACUAGCACCCCAUAUGUUCCAAGUGAAAGUCCUUGUCACAGCACAAUGCCUAACCCUGCUGCACGUCGAUGUUUAGAUUUAGAUGCUAUAGAAGAAGAGUCAUUGCCAUCGCAAGACAAAGAUCCAUUGCCAUUGACGCCUGGUGUUCAGACAGAGAGCCAAGUUAGAGUGAAGCUGCGACCAUCAUCAAGCCAGCUGGAGGGACCAACUCCAGAUCACACUUUUAUGUUUGGAGUCAGUCAUCAAGGACUUCAGGAUGCUGCUGGAAAGAGAGAGCACGAUCACCUGAUGCUUUUGAGUGUAGAAUUGCACACAGAGUCCCGUGGGGAUUUACUUCCUGAUCCAGAAUUUGAUGCCAUUGCAGCUAUAUUUUACUCCUGGUUCCAGGAUGAUGGUGUCAGCAAUUCUCUGAAACCACAGACUGGAGUCUUGGUGCGAGACAUAGAUUCCUUGAAUAAGGAGGCUCCCAUGACCCAUUGUCUCUUGUGGAAAAGUGGAAUAACCUCCAUCCCUGUUGAAUAUGUGGCUGAUGAAACCUCGCUCAUCUGGGCUCUCGUCAACCUAGUCCACAUCCUUGACCCGGACAUUCUUGUUGGAUAUGAGGCAAGUCUUCUUGCCACAAUGCUAAAGUGUUUGCAAGAGACUGAUUUCUCUGGAAAUGUAGCAUCUAUUCAGCACAGUUCCUGGGGGUAUCUGAUGGAGCGAGCAGCUCACCUAAACAUCAUUCUCCCACCUAAGCUGUCGCGCAUCCCUGAGGAUCAAGGGAGUCAAAUGGAUGAGGAAAUAGAUCCAUAUGGAGCAGAGCACUCUUCUGCCAUCCGCAUUGUAGGCAGAAUCACUCUGAAUCUUUGGCGACUCAUGAAGUCUGAGGUGGCUCUCAUGUCCUAUACAUUUGAGAGCAUGGCAUUCCACAUCCUUCAUGAGCGUGUGCCCAAGUUCAGUCAUCGAAAGCUUCAUGGUUGGUGGAAUGGUCCAACCCAGCUCAAUCUCUGGCGGGUUGUAGAGUAUUAUGCUUAUAGGGUCAGUGGGAAUCUGGCCCUGAUGGAGAAGCUGGACCUGGUUGGAAGAACCUCUGAGUUAGCCCGACUCUUUGGAAUCCUCUUCUUUGAUGUUCUUUCACGAGGAUCUCAGUACCGAGUGGAGUCAAUGAUGCUUCGCCUGGCUAAGCCUCACUCCUACAUUCCUGUGUCACCAAGUGUCACCCAAAGGGCUAACAUGAAAGCCCCUGAAUGUCUCCAGUUGAUCAUGGAACCAGAAUCCCGCUUCUAUGCUGACCCUGUCAUUGUGUUGGACUUCCAGAGCCUAUAUCCUUCUAUGAUGAUAGCCUACAACUAUUGCUUCUCCACCUGUGUUGGACGUGUGGAUCUCCUUGGAACGGAGAACACAUUUGAAUUUGGGACAACCUGCUUGCAAAUCCCCCCAGAAGAGGUCCAUGACUUGAUGGAAAGGAAUAACCUUAACAUCUCUCCAUGUGGAGUGGGUUUUGUGAAGGCUUCAAUUCGGAAGGGGAUCCUGCCACAGAUGUUGGAGGAGAUUCUCAACACUCGCAUCAUGGUGAAGCAGUCAAUGAAGCUGCACAAGGACAACAAGGCUCUGAAACGUAUCCUCGAUGCACGUCAACUUGGCCUAAAAUUGAUUGCCAAUGUCACUUAUGGAUAUACAUCAGCCAAUUUCUCUGGGCGAAUGCCUUGUGUUGAGGUAGGAGACAGUGUGGUGAGCAAAGGCAGGGAGACAUUGGAACGAGCAAUUCAUCUGGUAGAGAACAGCUCAGAGUGGAGUGCAAAGGUGAUCUAUGGGGAUACUGAUUCUUUGUUUGUACUUCUACCUGGGCGCACCAAGGAGACGGCAUUUCAAAUUGGCUUGGAGAUGGCUGCUGCCAUCACAGCUGACAACCCAAAGCCUGUGAAGCUUAAGUUUGAGAAGGUCUACAUGCCUUGCAUCCUCCAGACUAAAAAGCGAUAUGUGGGCUACAUGUAUGAAUCUCCAGAUCAGAGGGAAGCAGUAUAUGAUGCGAAGGGCAUUGAAACUAUCUUGGAGAAGAUGCUUCGAACUUUAUUUGAGACUCGAGACUUGUCUAGGGUGAAGGGAUAUGUCCAACGUCAGUUCCAGAAGAUUGUGUCAGGUCGGGUGAACAUCCAGGAUCUAACGUUUGCCAAGGAGUUCCGGGGUCUUGGAGGAUAUAAGCCUGGUGCUUGUGUUCCUGCACUUGAACUCACACGACAGCAGAUGCGAAUGGAUCGACGUGCUGUGCCACGAGUGGGAGAGCGAGUGCCAUAUGUGAUCACUUAUGGUACCCCAGGGGUCCCACUGAUCCAGCUGGUGAAACCCCCACUGGAGGUGGUCCAGGACCCAUCUCUACGCCUCAAUGCUCAUUACUACAUCUCUCGUGUCAUUAUUCCUCCCCUUGACCGGUGCCUCUCCCUCCUGGGUGUAUCUGCUGGCCUUUGG
Darwinula stevensoni is the source of this 8193-nucleotide messenger RNA. Lineage: Eukaryota; Metazoa; Arthropoda; Ostracoda; Podocopida; Darwinulidae. The record is from the annotation of a GenBank genome assembly.